Messenger RNA from Lachancea nothofagi CBS 11611, 1014 nucleotides. The record is from the annotation of a GenBank genome assembly. NCBI's taxonomy places the organism in Eukaryota, Fungi, Ascomycota, Saccharomycetes, Saccharomycetales, Saccharomycetaceae.
AUGACUGACGCACAUCACUUAGAGGACGCUGAGGCUCAAAAUCUAAUAAAGCUCUUUUCAGAUGCUAUACUACGACAAAAGAGCGGUAACUUUCCCAAAUUAAAGACUUCGAGCGAUGGUUUCGUCUUUCCCUCGACGGACGGCAUCACUUCAAAUAGAGGUCACAAACUGUUACAGAACUCAGAAGGAGUUAGUCGAACUUCUUUGAGAAACCUGUCAGGUAACCGUGAAGAACAAGUAUUUUACAAUGGAUCUGUGCAUAAGCUGCUAGCCCGAAACAGACAAUGUGAUGAUGAUGAUGAUAAUGAUGGGGGGUUUAGCAUCAAUUUACAUGAACUCGUCAAUGUGAGGAAAAUCUUGGCGCCCAUAUCAUCAUUGGAGGAUGUGGCCAAACACCCAGCUAUAUCGAGAACGUUCAAAAAUAAGGUCUUGGGUGAAUUGGCUCUGCAGGCGGUGCUGAUGAUGGAAAAAGAACAAAACAACGUUGUGGCGCUUUCAAGACUACUUGAAGCUUUCUUGGGCGACUAUCCAGGACCCUUGCUAGAGGAUACUUUGAAAUUGAAGGAAUAUGAUCACAACCUGAAACUGCAUGACGAUACUGAUGACAAUCAAGUAGUUCAACCUUCCGAUCACGAGAGAGAGGAUACAAAUGUCGAUCCUUUCUUUGCAUUACCUCAACUCUACCCAUCCAAUGCCUUACCAUCGGUGAUUUCGGACACCCAAGAUGAAGCAAUCGAGCAAGUCGAGGCCGCAAGACAACUGGCUCAGAUAGCACUACAACGAAAUCAAGAAUUUAUCAGAAAUCUGCAAAAAAUUCGAAAUUGCAUUGUUAAGGCGGAACGCAUCAAGGAUCGUAUAUCUAUGUGGGGCCGCGAGUAUGCAGGAAUUCCUGAAGAAGGCGUCACAAUCCCAAGCGCACUUCAUCUUGUGAAACGAGGUUUAAUCAGCGCUACUACAAAUAAGACUAUGAUGGAGGAACAAAUUGAAGAUGAACCGGAAGAAGACCUUAUUUAA